Molecule: messenger RNA, 3156 nt
Organism: Lactuca virosa
Lineage: Eukaryota; Viridiplantae; Streptophyta; Magnoliopsida; Asterales; Asteraceae
Source: the annotation of a GenBank genome assembly
AAUAAAACCCCUUUUUCAUGGCUACAUACAUGAAUCAUUUCAAGUUCUUGCAAACUAUCUCCUUUGUGUAUGUGUUGGUGACAGUGAAGAAUGUGACUGGAUCAUCAGUAAGCCAUGAUGAAGAAUGCUCAGCCUUGUUUCAGUUUAAGCAAACCAUAAUUCACCAAGAUAAUGUGGCUUGUGCUGCUCUUGGGUCUCAAGCGUUCUACUCUUGGAAUCCUAGUUUUGAUUGUUGUUCGUGGGAGGGGGUAACAUGCAGCAAUGACCAUGAUCAGUAUGGUCAUGUGAUCGGUCUUGACUUGAGCAAGAGGUCUCUUUGUGGGCAUAUCAACUCCAACAGCACCCUCUUCAACCUUGUUCAUCUUCAGACACUCAAUCUUUCCAUGAAUGACUUUCGUGAAUCUCAAAUCCCUUCUGAGAUUGCUCGUCUAAAGCAAUUAAGAAGCCUCGAUCUCUCUGAAUCUGGAUUUAGUGGCCAAAUCCCAAAUGAAAUCUCACAGUUGAUGCACUUGUCUUCUUUAGAUCUGUCAUGGAAUUCACUAAAGCUUCACAGUCGUAGCCUCAAGAAUCUAGUGCAAAACUUAACAGGACUUGAAAUGCUCCAUGUCUCGGGGGUCGACAUUAGUUCUUCUGUACCUCACUUCUUGGCCAACUUUUCUUCUUUGAGGUCAAUCAAGCUGAGAAAUUGUUUGCUUAAGAAUGAUUUCCCUGCAGCCAUAUUUGAGCUGCCAAAGUUGCAAGUUCUUAAUUUGGCAGACAACAUCAACCUCACAGGUUCCUUUCCCGAAUUUCAAAUGAACAGCUUACUUGAAGAAGUGAUACUAUUUUCCACAGGUUUCUUUGGGAUUAUACCAGAAUCCAUAAGCUACCUCAAACAUUUAACAGUCUUAUCCCUUACUGAAUGCUCUUUCUCGGGGCCCAUUCCAGGUUCACUCUCUAACUUGACGCAACUCACUGUCUUGGCUCUUGGUCACAAUAAGUUCACAGGCUCAGUUCCUUCACUGGAUAGUCUUUUAAAACUCGAUGUUUUGGAACUUAAUGGUAACAGAUUCGAGAAAGGACGCUUUCCAAAUUGGCUUGGAAAGCUUACUAAACUUAGUGCACUCUUUUUGUGUGAGAUGAACAUAAACGAUGAAAUCCCACCCUUUCUUGCCAACCUAACCAAACUUAGUAUCAUAGAAAUGUGGAAAAAUUCUCUUAUUGGUCGUAUACCAUCAUGGUUGUUCAACUCCACCCAACUAACAGAUUUAGAUCUUACGGCUAAUCAAUUGCAAGGACCAAUUCCAAACACAUUUUCUAAUUUCAAAAGUCUUCAGUCUCUUAACCUAGCCAUAAACAAUUUCAGUGGUAGGGUAGAACUCGACAUGUUCCUAGGACUCAACAAACUUCAAUCAUUGUCCUUAGGUUAUAACCAGAUAUCAUUAGUACCCACCAACAACUACACCAGUACCACUUUACCAGAAUUGAAUCGGUUAUUCCUGUCGUCAUGCAACUUGAAAGAAUUUCCUGCCUUUUUGCGCUUCCAAAAUAAAAUGGAUACCUUACUUCUUGACCAAAACAACAUUCAUGGCCUGGUACCGGUGUGGAUCUGGAACAACAGCAGAGAAACAUUAGAGUUGAUUAACCUUUCAUUCAACUCCAUCACUGGCUUUGAUCAGCACCCUCAUUUUCUCCCAUGGACAAAUUUAGAAGUAAUUUAUCUCAAUAAUAAUCAGCUACAAGGACAACUACCAAUUCCACCACAAUCCACAGUUAUAUAUUUUGUCUCGCAUAAUAAUCUGACAGGAGAAAUACCACCAUCGAUAUGUGAAUUGAAAUCCCUUCAAGUUUUAGAUUUGUCUUUUAACAACAUGAGCGGAACGCUUCCUUCAUGUUUGGGUAUCUUAUGCAAUUCGCUGAUGGCUUUGAAGCUGAGAAGAAAUAACUUCCACGGCAAUAUGAUGAAUGCUUUUUUGACCGGAGGCCCGUUGACAAAACUUGAUUUAAGCGAAAAUAGAUUUACAGGUCAGCUGCCAAGAUCAUUGACAAAUUGUACCAAUUUAGAGAUUCUCUCUCUUGAAGAUAACUCUUUUCAUGACACCUUUCCUUCAUGGCUGGGAACUCUUUCCAACCUGCAAGUUCUGGUUUUGCGCUCCAACAAACUUUAUGGUCCAAUUCAAGGUUCCACAGCUGUUUCCUUACAGUUCCCUAAGUUACGGAUCAUAGACCUCUCUAACAACAAUUUCAGUGGUCAAUUGCACCAAAACUAUUUCCAAACAUGGCAUGCCAUGAGGUCCGCCAAUCUUGGUAUAUCAUCUGUUAUGAAAUCAAAUAUAUCCUCCAAAAACGUCAAUACAAAUUUGACAUACUCGGUGACAUUAAUACACAAAGGUGUCAGAACAGAGUACUAUCGUAUUUUAACCAUAGAUAUGUCCAUUGAUCUCUCUUGUAACCACUUUGAAGGAGAAAUCCCGCAAUCACUACAAGAUCUUCGAGGGCUUCAAGCACUCAAUCUUUCCAACAAUAAUUUUACUGGACAUGUCUUGCCAACUUUGGGGAAUCUAGAGAAUCUUGAAGCUUUGGAUCUCUCUCGAAACAAGCUAUCCGGGGAAAUUCCUCAACAAUUGGUGCAACUCGGCUACCUUUCCAUCUUCAAUGUGUCAUUCAACCAUCUUGAUGGUCACAUUCCUCAAGGGAAACAAUUCGAUACAUUUGAGAACGAUUCCUACGAGGGGAAUCCCCGAUUGUGCGGACAACCUUUAUCCAAGAAAUGUCAAUAUUCAAAGGUGUCAACGCUUCCACCAACAAGCAAUGUGUCUGAAUCUCUACUCCCAAGUGAAAGAAUUGACUGGAUCAUCAUAUUAUGUGGAGUUGGAAGUGGGUUGGCAGUUGGGAUUGUUAUUGGGAGCAUUUUGUAUACAAGGUAUAGUGAUCGGUUCACAAAGAGGAUGGACAGAUGGGUAAGGCCACUUCGUAACACAAGGAGAAACUAAGAGGUGUCAUAGCUUGAAGUUCAGAGGGUAAAGAGAAGGUGUACAAGACUUUCAAGGGAUUUCAAUUUGUUUUACCAGUAUGUGUGUAAUACGUUUAAGAUUGUGUUCAUUUAGUUGGAUUUCUUUGAGUAGACUUUCAUCGUAAGAUCUUUUAUGUAUCAUAUAGUAUCACUUUCAGUGUUUA